AGGGGACAGGGCCACCCGCCACCUCGCCUGGAUGUAGGAGGCCUGGCCGAGCGGCGAGGACCGAAGGUGACAUCCCCAUCCCUGCGGUGGGCGAGGACGGGAGCCCCCCCGCGCCCCCCCGGCCUUUGGGGGCACCAUGAAGGACCGGCUGGAGCAGCUCAAGGCGAAGCAGGAUGCAGAUGACGAGGAGGAACUGGAGAUCGCUGUGGACAACACGGCAUUCAUGGACGAGUUCUUCUCAGAGAUUGAGGAGACCCGGCAGAACAUUGACAAGAUCUCAGAGAACGUGGAGGAAGCCAAGAAGCUCUACAGCAUAAUCCUCUCAGCCCCCAUCCCAGAGCAGAAGACCAAAGAUGACCUGGAGCAGCUGACGGCAGAGAUCAAGAAAAUGGCCAACAGCGUCCGUAACAAGCUGAAGAGUAUGGAGAGGAACAUCGAGCAGGACGAGGCACGGUCCUCCGCUGACCUCCGGAUACGCAAAUCCCAGCACUCGGUCCUGUCCCGCAAGUUCGUGGACGUCAUGACCAAGUACAACGAGGCGCAGGUGGAUUUCCGGGAGCGCAGCAAGGGCCGGAUCCAGCGCCAGCUGGAAAUCACCGGCAAGAACACGACAGAUGAAGAGCUGGAGGAGAUGCUGGAGAGUGGGAACCCCUCCAUCUUCACCUCGGGGAUCAUGGACUCGCAGAUCUCGAAGCAGGCGCUGAGCGAGAUCGAGGGGCGGCACAAGGACAUCGUGCGCCUGGAGAGCAGCAUCAAGGAGCUCCACGACAUGUUCGUGGACAUCGCCAUGCUGGUGGAGAAUCAGGGAGCCAUGAUUGACCGCAUAGAGAACAACAUGGACCAGUCCGUCGGAUUCGUGGAACGGGCCGUGGCCGACACCAAAAAGGCUGUGAAGUACCAAAGUGAGGCCAGGAGGAAGAAGAUCUUGAUCAUGGUGUGCUGCAUCAUCCUCGUCAUCAUCCUGGCAUCCAGCAUCGCGAGCAUCUUUGCCUGAGCCCCCCACCCGCUGCCCUCCAGGUGACAGGGACAGGGCUGGGGGUGGCGCAGGGGGUCCCUGGUAACCCCCCCAGUCACAGGGAGAGGGUUUGGAUUCACCCUGCGUGUCGCCAGGCUGCCACGCUGGGGAGGGAUGGGGAUGGUGACAGCACUGGGAGCCACGUCCCCUUCCUGAAUGUCACCUCAUCUUCCUCCCUGUCACAGGUGGCCUUUCCCCCUCCUGUCCCCCUGCCCGGAUGAUCCACUGGAGAGACCCCGGCCAAGCCCUGCUUCCCGGAGCCCCGAGGACAUCCCAUGUGUCCCUGGAGGAGUGGAGCCCGCCCGCAGCACUCCCUGCUCCCCUCCCAGCGCCAAGCUCCUCCCGCUCCUGCUCCACUCGGGUGACGGUCGGUGGCCGCUGUGACCAGCAGCCCCUCCUCGGUGCACGGAGCGGCCGGAGGGGCCGUGUCCCUCUCCGGGGGGGGACACAGGGCUCUGCCUUGCCGGGGCGGCCGGAGGAGCCUCUUCCUGUGCUUGGAGCUCCUUGGAUGUGCAGCCACCCAUGCUGGAGCCUUCCUCCUCAAUAAAGAGCUCACCCACACUCUGCCUCCUGGCUCCAGCCUGACCCACGGAUCUCUCAGGAUGCUCCCAGCUCUGAAAUCCACUUCAGCACUUCAGGAAGCCUCGUGCUUCCAACCCCGAUCCGUUUAUCCCCCAGCUCC
Ficedula albicollis (Collared flycatcher) is the source of this 1697-nucleotide messenger RNA. RefSeq names its product syntaxin 3 (gene STX3). NCBI's taxonomy places the organism in Eukaryota, Metazoa, Chordata, Aves, Passeriformes, Muscicapidae. The record is from RefSeq and is a predicted model, not a curated record. The transcript has 10 exons. Gene Ontology annotation, biological process: intracellular protein transport; synaptic vesicle fusion to presynaptic active zone membrane; exocytic insertion of neurotransmitter receptor to postsynaptic membrane. Bases 137 to 994 code for a protein of 285 amino acids. Gene Ontology annotation, molecular function: SNARE binding; SNAP receptor activity. Gene Ontology annotation, cellular component: SNARE complex; plasma membrane; presynaptic active zone membrane.